UCCAGAGCUUCCAAAGCUUCCAUUGGCAAAUUUCCAAAGCUUCUCCCGAAGAAGAAAAGCAUCCAAACACACAGAUUUACAUUGAGAAAAUGGCAUCAUCGUCGUCGUCGUCGUCUUCGUCAUCCGCGGCAUCGAACGGAGUCUCCAACAAGCUCCAGCUCAUCAAGCAGCUCCUGCUCGGUGAGCCCUCUCCGGUCGCCAGCACCGCUUGCCCUGGUGGCUACCUCAAUUGCGCCGAGGCUCAUUCGGUCAACGGAGCCGGGGAGCAACCUGAGAUAGGGUACUCGCGAUCGGACUCCCUUGGCACGCAGAACUCGAGCUCCCACUCGACCAUAACCAUCUCGGAGCUGGACUGCUUCCAGGACCCCGAUAUCUUCAAUUUCGAUCUGGCUUCGGUUCCGAGUCAGAAUCCGAGCGACCUCUUCGAGUUGGAGGCCAAACCAGAGAUCAUCGACCUCACUACACCGGAAUCGUUUUCGAGCUUUCUGGAACAGGAGUCGGGCUGCUUCUUUGAGUUCGGAUCGAAGACUUCAGUCUCGAGUGCCGGCAGCUCACUGCAAGGCGGCUCGAGUCAAGCUAACCGGAAGCCGUCGCUGAAGAUCUCGCUCCCUAACAAGGUGGAGUGGCUCCAUUUCAACAGUGGGGACCAGGCACUGGCGGAGGUCAACGCGCCCGUGCCGGAGGAGGACCACCGCCACUACCGGGGAGUCCGCCAGAGGCCGUGGGGGAAGUUUGCGGCAGAGAUCCGGGACCCCAAGCGAAAGGGCUCGCGGGUCUGGCUUGGCACCUACGACACUGCCAUCGAGGCAGCCAGGGCAUACGACAGGGCCGCCUUCAGGCUCCGUGGCUCCAAGGCGAUCCUCAACUUCCCGCUGGAAGCCGGCAAGUCCGAGCCGAUGGCUUCCCGGGAUCACAAGAAGCGGCGCCACGAGGAGGAGGCCGAGGCCGUCACGAAGAGGGAGAAGUUGGCGCAGGAAUCCGGCGAGCGUGGUUACCGCACGGAGGUGCCAUUGAUGUCGCCGAGCUGGACGUCAUUCUUGGAGGGAGACGUGAAGGGUAUGUUCAACGUCCCUCCGCUGUCGCCGUUGUCGCCGCGCCUGGCGUUCGGGUUCCCGCAGCUGACCGUUAUUUGAGGAAAUUAACUAAGCUAGUUUCUUUGUACCCUUCUCGCUUUAUUUUGGAUUUUUUAGGGAGUGUAAUAUUGUUGUGCAUAGGUCGAAAGGAAAACAAUGGGCAAAUUCCAAGAGAUUUGUUCCAAAGAUUGCGAAAUAAAAAUAAUUUGUUUGAUGUA
Eucalyptus grandis is the source of this 1291-nucleotide messenger RNA. Its product is annotated as ethylene-responsive transcription factor 5. NCBI's taxonomy places the organism in Eukaryota, Viridiplantae, Streptophyta, Magnoliopsida, Myrtales, Myrtaceae. The record is from RefSeq and is a predicted model, not a curated record. Gene Ontology annotation, biological process: ethylene-activated signaling pathway; regulation of DNA-templated transcription. Gene Ontology annotation, molecular function: DNA-binding transcription factor activity; DNA binding.